UUCCUCAUAGAAGUCACAAGAUCAAGAAAUAUUAGUGGAAAUAGAGCCCGAGCCCAUCCAUCUUCUCGACAAACUAAGGACAAGUCUCUUGGCUAAGCAUGGUGGACAACGGGUUCCUAAAAUGGAACCAAAGAGUACUCAAAAGUCAAAUCAAAACGUCAAUUGGCAAUCCUAUCGCAAUGUUCAGGAGCUUCAAGCAACAGGUAUCUAUUUAAAACGCAGUGAAGAUGAUAGCUUGAGUCUGAGUGACAUAUAUUUUAGUACAUUAUUCCCUUGUUUCGGAUUUCUUUGGGUCCCUCCAAUUAAAGUAGAUGACACAACUGGGCCCAAGUUUUUCAAUUUGAUAGCCUACGAGAUGUGCCCAGAUUUCGACAAUGAUUAUGGGGUCACCUCUUACAUAUCCUUCCUCGAUUCGCUCAUUGAUGAAGCCAACGACGUUAAGGAGCUAAGGAAAGUAGGGGUGCUCCAUAACCUUCUCGGCAGCAACCAAGAAGUGGCUCAACUCUUCAACGAGAUAGGCACCGACUUGGUGCCCAACCUCGAAAUAUUUUCCAAGGUCAAAUCCAGCAGGCAGAAGUACUACAAGAACAAGCUCUUGACCUGGACAUCUCAAAUCAUUCACGACCAUUUCAGUAGCCCCUGGACGAUCAUAGCUUUCACUGCCGCAUUUUUUGCACUUAUUCCCAGUACUUUACAAACUUGGUACACGGUCCCCUGGCUUAAUAAAUAG
Quercus robur (English oak) is the source of this 730-nucleotide messenger RNA. RefSeq names its product UPF0481 protein At3g47200-like. The record is from RefSeq and is a predicted model, not a curated record. Lineage: Eukaryota; Viridiplantae; Streptophyta; Magnoliopsida; Fagales; Fagaceae. The transcript has a single exon. The coding region runs from base 122 to 730 and encodes 202 amino acids.